Suillus clintonianus is the source of this 651-nucleotide messenger RNA. RefSeq lists its product as uncharacterized. The record is from RefSeq and is a predicted model, not a curated record. The transcript has 3 exons. Lineage: Eukaryota; Fungi; Basidiomycota; Agaricomycetes; Boletales; Suillaceae. The coding region runs from base 1 to 651 and encodes 216 amino acids.
AUGAUAGCCCCCAAAGCUCUUCUCCACCUAGUAGCCUUUGUCCCUCAUCACCCCCAGGACAUGCUGAUGUCGGUCCACCCACUACAAAAAGGCGGGGUGGCAUACGUUUUAAAGCAGAAUUUGCAGUCCAGUUACCACCCUUAUGUCUGGAAAACUCCCCCCACUCCGCAGGCUGAGCGUAAGAUGGCAAGCGUGAUGGGACGAUUGACUGGCGGUAUGGAUUCAGACCUUGACGAUGAUAUGACCUGCAAAAUAUUUUCUCAGGGCUUGCAGCGGUUGUCCUCUGAAGGAGUGCGCCGUGCUGCUUAUUACAAGGAGGCAGAACUUGAACAUCGCCGGCAUCUUUCAAUGGCUUUGGCUUGGGAGGCAGAGAAGCUCUCGAGGCUCAGAGAUUUCAUCGAUUGUGAGCAGCAGGAGCAGGAGGAUCAAACUAUUCGGGCAUUUGAGGAGGCAGCGCUCUUUACACGCAUGGUGACUGAUCGCGACGCAGGGCGUGCUUCCCAGGAUCUCGAGUUCAUCACUUCAAUCCAACAGGAAGAGGCAGCAAGGGUCAAACAGUUGAAUGCUGAGCUCGAUGAGCUGGAUAUAUUUCUUCCCUUGGACCCGCCAACUUCAGAUUUCGACGAUGGGUGCUGUCACUGCUGUGGGUGA